GGGUUUCGAUUAUUAUAUUAUUCCCAAUUUUAUGUGAAAUUACCAAAUUACCCCUAACCUUAAUUUUCAAAAUAAAGAAACCCUAACCCAGUAACCCGUUACCCGACCCGGUUCUCUUUCAACCCCACUCAGCCCCCCCAAACCCAGCUGCAACACAUAGCAGCAAUAGCUGCCAAGAAAGAAAGAGAGUUCUGAGAGGGAGUAGAGGAGAACAGAAGAAGGAAGGUAGGGGAGGCCUCGCCGCCGUCGAUCUGCCGCCCUGGAGCUCGCCGUCGAGCUGCUUUGCGGCGCCAUCCAUGGAGCCACGAGCUCGCGCCUCGCCAUUGACCCACACCUCGUCGCUGCCGCCGCCAUUGUUGGCAAGGGAUGGAGGAGAUCCGAGAGGGAAGGAGAGCGCCGGUGAAGGGAGGAGCCCGCACCAUCGAGAGCCGCGAGGAGAGGAAGGUGUCACCGUUCCGUGUGGCCGCGCCAACGUUGCCGUCAGGGUUUUCUUCGCCGCCGUCCUUGCUCGUCGUUCCCCUUGAAGUCGUUGCCGUUGAUCCUUGCCCCUGUCGCCGCCGCGAGUUGCUAACAGGGAUCGGAGCUGAGGGAGAGGGUCGUGUAAGGAGGGGGAGUUGUUGCUGCCGGAGACGCAAGCUGGAGGAGCUACCUUCAGCCGCCGCCGUUGCGCCAGUCGCCGCCGUGUGCCGUCAUUGCUGGGUGUGCCACCGCCGCCACCUCUGGUCUGUCACCGUUGAACAGAUCCGCGAAGAGAGAGAGAGAACCUGGGAAGAGGCCGCUGCCGGAGGAGAAACCAAUCUCGCCGCCGUGCCUGGCCGCCAAAAAACCUCGUCGCCGCCGCCGGAAAAUUCUGCCGUUACCGUUGCCAGAGAUCUGGUCGCCGCCGCCACUCGAGGUGGUUGCUGGGGCUGCCGGCAAACCGGCUCAGCUAUCGCCGCUGUUUCGUUUUCUUAGUUUGGUUGGGUCCUGAUGAUUGCGUGUCGCAUAAGUGUUGCUGUGACUGCUGUGCCGUUCCUUUUAUUUCUGAAUUAGUAUCCGAGCUUAUAUACGUGGCGUUGAGGCUGUUUCUGCUAUUGAGAAAAAUAAGCAGAGCUGGGAUGUUGGUUGUUGGUUUCGGGCCGAGACGAAAGGCUUUCCUGUGACGCGUUUGGUUUAUGUAUUCGACGAGCCAAGAGUUGGUUGCUGAUCUAGCUGUUUGGGCCGGGGGCCGUGUUGGAUUGGAUGGGCUUGAGGCUGUGAUUGGUAUAUUGAGUCCUAGUUCUCUAUAAAGUAUCUGAUCGGUUCAGCAUAGACUUAAUGAACAUAUGCUUGGAACGGGAUGAUCAUUUAUACCGCGUAGGUAACUGCUUUCAUGGUUGUGGUCUAGGAAAAACUUUUCAGACAUUUUCUUUAAGGAAAAAGGUUUUGUUUUAGAAUAUUUGAGAAAUUUAGCAAGUCUUCAAAAAGGAAUUUUCUGGAUUUCGAAUGUGAACCUAUGGUUUUUGGAAAGACUCAUAAGACGAGCAAUGAUCACUGAACUCUAAGAAUGAUCUUAUCUUUACGUAUCUUGUUAUAGCAAAUUCUGUAAUCCUAUAGUGAGAACAAGCGAGGACGACGUUCUCACUCCCCUACAGGUUAUUCCUUUUCAGGAUAUGGAAGACGAAGCUUCAGGAGAGUUAUGUUUAUUUUUUUUUGUUUAUUCGGUCUUUUUGUAUCACCGUAGCUAUUAUUUCUUUCCUCACCUUUAUCUUUAUGAAGUUUGUAAGAGGGAUAGGAAAUUAUGAUAUGUAUAAUAGUAAACUAGUGUUAUGUAUAUGUAUGUAUAUAUCUUAAGGUUGUA
Molecule: messenger RNA, 1819 nt
Organism: Arachis stenosperma
Lineage: Eukaryota; Viridiplantae; Streptophyta; Magnoliopsida; Fabales; Fabaceae
Exons: 5
Coding region: 367-954 (195 amino acids)
Source: RefSeq, a predicted model, not a curated record